AUGGUCUGGCCAUUCUCUUCGUCCUCCACCCGCGGCGACGCCAUCCGGUCCGGCGACGCCAUCCCCACCCGAUCCGAACGACAAAAGUGCUGGGCCGCCCGCGACGCCUACUUCGCCUGCCUCGACGCCCACGCCAUCGACGACCCGGUCAAGGAGGCCGGCAGGGCCGACCUCACCUUCUGCGCCGACCAGUCCAGGCUGCUCGACUCCAACUGCUCCGCCGCCUGGGUCAAGUACUUUAAGCAGUGGCGCGUCGCCGACCUGCAGAAGAGGAGGAGGUUGGAUGAGCUCAGGAGGCAGGGCGCUCAGGAGAUGGUCGUCACCAGCACUUUUGCUCCCCUCCAGACCGACCCCUCCUCUCCUCCCUCGGCUUCUCCUUCUGCUUCUGCUGGUAGGGGGGUAAAGAGUAAGGACGAUAUUCAGGACAUGUUGGAUCGCAAGAGGAGCUGA
Messenger RNA from Geosmithia morbida, 450 nucleotides. Its product is annotated as cytochrome c oxidase assembly factor 6. Gene Ontology annotation, biological process: mitochondrial respiratory chain complex IV assembly. Bases 1 to 450 code for a protein of 149 amino acids. Gene Ontology annotation, cellular component: mitochondrion; respiratory chain complex IV; mitochondrial intermembrane space. The record is from RefSeq and is a predicted model, not a curated record. NCBI's taxonomy places the organism in Eukaryota, Fungi, Ascomycota, Sordariomycetes, Hypocreales, Bionectriaceae. The transcript has a single exon.